AUGAAGUGCGAUGGACAGAAGCCUCGCUGCUCACAUUGCAUCACGUAUGAAGUAGAGUGCACGUCCACAGCACCCAGCCGCACGUAUCUGCCGAAGAAACAACGGAACUAUGCAAACGUCGAGGAUGGUAUCAGCAACAUGGAAGGUCGUUUGGGACGACUAGAAUCUCUGGUCCAACAGGCUACAGAGCGUUUACAUAUUGCUGAUAGGAAAAAUGAAGUUGAGGCUCCACUCCAGCACAAGGAGUUAGCUACGAUUACCAUAGCGACACCGUUCACGGUCACGAGAAACGAAGACGACAAUAACUCUCCCAAAUUGAUGGGUCUACCUUCUCUGCAGCAGGCCCUGCCUAUCAUAGAAAUCUACCUCCAAGGCUUCAACUCAGUAUUGCCGCUAUUUCAUGCCGAGACUCUCCUGCAGCUGGUUCACGAUUGUUACAAUGUCGGACCUCUACAAAGAGACCCAGUCGUAUGGGCCGCCAUUAAUGUUGUUUUGGGUCUCGCACACCAAUACAACCCUUUGGCGAGUCGUGACAUUCCAUCUUCGGCUGCAUAUCUUAGCAGAGCAGAAUCAGUGCUGUCGAGGGUGGUGCUAGGCGAUAUCCAGCUACUCAACAUUCAGGUUUUGGUGGGCAUGGUGACGCUACUUCAAGCCUCCCAAGAUCUUCAGCCUGCGCUACUCUUAAUUGCCACAACAAUACGUCUCGCACAUGCGAUUGGCCUGCAUGACCGAGCCUACUCGGCGCACCUAGAUUGCCUCCAUGCGAAGCAGCGGGCUUGCGUAUUCUGGUUAGCGUAUGUCCUUGACAAAGAUCUCAGCAUGCGCUCCAAACAACCGUCAAUCCAGAUUGACGACGACAUCAACCUUGACAUGCCUUCGCCAGCAAGCGUCGAAUAUCAUGAGGAUGGGAUUAAAAGCAACAAUACCGUCGACACUACUGGUGUAAUCACCACCACCGACGGAGCCGUCGGAAUGAACUACUUUGUGGCUCGCAUACACCUGGCUGCUGUUGAAGGAGGCGUGUAUGAUUAUAUAUACUCAACGCGCGCUCGAAAACGCAGUAUAGAAGAGCGGUCCCGGGCAUUGAAGAGUGUAGUUUACGCCCUUGAGCAGUGGAAGGCUUCUAUCCCGUCCGAAUUCCACGCCUCUGCGUGCUUAAGCAGAGUACCUCCUGGUAUACUAUGCUUCCUUGGAGCACUGCACUCCACGAGUAUGGCUUGCACAACUCUUAUCAACCAAGCCAAUGCCUGGGACGUUGAUUGGAUUGCCAGUAUACGCAGGUAUGGUAGGCAAGGCAUUGAACCGCUGCUGCCACCAAAGUGGGAGAUUUUGGUGGGUGAGGCGCGCGAUUUGCUGGUUUUAUUUGGGGCAUUAGGGAAAACAGAUCGGUGGAACUUCUGGUAA
This is a messenger RNA of Exophiala aquamarina CBS 119918, 1404 nucleotides long. RefSeq lists its product as uncharacterized. Gene Ontology annotation, molecular function: zinc ion binding; DNA binding; DNA-binding transcription factor activity, RNA polymerase II-specific. The coding region runs from base 1 to 1404 and encodes 467 amino acids. The record is from RefSeq and is a predicted model, not a curated record. The transcript has a single exon. Gene Ontology annotation, biological process: DNA-templated transcription; regulation of DNA-templated transcription. NCBI's taxonomy places the organism in Eukaryota, Fungi, Ascomycota, Eurotiomycetes, Chaetothyriales, Herpotrichiellaceae.